AUGAUAAAGGAGAAACCUAACAAUGACUGUGCCAUUUGUUUUGUCACACUAUGCUGCCCAGCUCCAGAGUUUCCUAUUUUGGAGAAGCAGAACUGGUUGAUACAUCUCCACUAUAUCCGGAAGGAUUAUGAAGCAUGCAAGGCUGUUAUCAAAGAACAGCUUCAGGAGACCCAGGGACUGUGUGAAUAUGCUAUCUAUGUCCAAGCAUUGAUACUUCGCCUGGAAGGAAAUAUCCAAGAAUCCCUGGAACUCUUUCAGACGUGUGCUGUUCUCAGCCCUCAGAGCGCUGAUAACCUCAAGCAGGUGGCCAGAUCUCUGUUUCUUUUGGGAAAACAUAAAGCUGCCACUGAAGUAUAUAAUGAAGCAGCAAAGCUCAACCAGAAAGAUUGGGAGAUCUGUCAUAACCUAGGAGUUUGCUACAUUUAUCUGAAACAGUUCAACAAGGCACAGGACCAGCUGCAGAGCGCCCUGCACCUCAACAGGCACGACCUGACCUACAUGAUGCUGGGGAGGAUCCACUUGCUGGAGGGAGACGUGGAUAAGGCCAUCGAAGUCUACAAGAAAGCAGUGGAGUUCUCACCAGAAAAUACAGAGCUUCUUACAACCUUAGGAUUGCUCUACUUACAGCUCGGCAUUUACCAGAAGGCGUUUGAACACCUUGGAAACGCACUGACGUAUGACCCUGCCAACUACAAGGCCAUCCUGGCAGCCGGCAGCAUGAUGCAGGCCCAUGGAGACUUCGACGUUGCCCUCACCAAAUACCGAGUUGUGGCUUGUGCCGUCCCAGAAAGUCCUCCACUCUGGAAUAACAUUGGAAUGUGUUUCUUUGGCAAGAAGAAAUACGUAGCUGCUAUCAGCUGCCUCAAACGAGCCAACUACCUGGCACCCUUCGAUUGGAAGAUUCUCUAUAACUUGGGCCUUGUCCACCUGACCAUGCAGCAGUAUGCAUCCGCUUUCCAUUUUCUCAGUGCAGCCAUCAACUUCCGGCCAAAGAUGGGGGAGCUCUACAUGCUCUUGGCUGUGGCUCUGACCAACCUGGACGAUACAGAGAAUGCCAAGAGAGCCUACACAGAAGCAGCCCGCUUGGAUCUGUGUAACCCCUUAGUCAACCUGAACUACGCCGUGCUGCUGUACAACCAGGGUGAGAAGAGGGGCGCCCUGGCCCAGUACCAGGAGGUGGAGAGGAAGGUCAGCCUGCUCAAGGACGGGAGCGCUCUGGAGUUUGACCCUGAGAUGGUGGAGACAGCUCAGAAGCUGGGAGCUGCUCUCCAGGUUGGGGAGGCGCUGGUCUGGACUAAACCAGUGAAGGAUGCCACAUCAAAGCACCGGACCACUUCAAGCAGCAAAGCUGCCAGUUCCCAGCAGCCUCUGGGCUCUAAUCAAGCUCUGGGACAGGCGAUGUCUUCAGCAGCUGCACGCAGGACGCUUCCCUCAGGUGCGGGAGGAACAGCUCAGCUCACAAAGCCGCCAUCUCUUCCUCUGGAGCCAGAGCCUGCUGUGGAAGCAAGUCCAGCUGAAGCCCCAGCACAAAUAAGAGAAAAAUAGAAGGAUGACCCCGGAGCAGGGGUUUUUCGGGCAAGGAUGUAGCAGAUUAGGAAAGGUCACAUGACACAGGCCAGGUGGAGGCCAGCAGGUUCCCUGGGCACCAGAGCCAGGUCCACGUCUGUAGUGGUGACAAGGAGCCUGAGGCCUGUGCAGCCCCCAGGAGCCCCUUAAAUAUAGGAGACAGGAGACAGCCAGGCAGGUCCUUUCAGCAGAGAGUAAGUCUCACGACUGUCCGUGCAUAGCUCCAGGGCACAUGAUGCUGUUUGCUCUUGAAAGGGUUUUCUCUCCUGGCUGACUGACUGACCCUCCUUUCAAGGAGGAAAGUCAGAGACAGACUUCUGCUCAGCAGCCUUGUCACAAGGAAGCCUUGGCUUAGCUGAGGUGAUCCGUAGGCUGUGGGGCAGAUGAGCCCCAAGGCAAACGCAAAUUUCGGAUUAAUAAUUCAGCUCUAAGUUUCAAAGGAAAACUGAUGAAAAAAGCUCUAACUUGCAGCCAAAACCUAUUGCACACCCUGCUACGUGUGCCUGAGGGAUCCAGGACAGGUCUGUCUUGUUCCUGAGAGGUCAGGAGAGGGCAGAGUAUGGAGCCAGGACUGGGCUGGCAUCAGUACCAGGGCAGAGCUUCUUAACCAAGGAAUUUUUAUUUAAGAUAAUCAUUGGUACCACAGAGAUGCUAUCCAUACAUUUUCUGUAUGUCUUUUUUAGAGUAAGAUUAUGUAUCAUCAUCCCUUUGGGACAAGUUAUUCAGGUAUAAAAAUGAGAGACCACAAUAAAAACUUUUUAGAAGAACCUAUGAUCACAGUCUUCCCUUACCUAUUUCUAAGCCGAGUUUGAAACUGGAGAAGGAAGCUGAUGUCAAGUUCCUACUUGGUGCCAGCACAGCCGGUACUACAGCCCCGUGGGAUGGCAGGCCAGCAGUUUGCUUCAUGGCCAGUCCCCACCUGGUACUCAAAGUGCCCUUUAAUCAGCGUAAUUUGAAGGCAGAGGACUGACCUGCCAAACCAAAGUAUGUUUGGGGUUCUUUAUGACUGGCUCUGUUUGACAUUGAAGCAGCAGUUAACUAAGCAGAAAACUCUUCAGUUCUUGUAUCUCAGCCAUAAACUGAGGUAACAAGCAGUACCUUUGCCCGUGCAGCUGGAAUGUGGCAGAACUGGGCAACCGAGAAAUGAGAAAGGUCGCUGCUAUAUCGGUGUGGAGUCUCGUGUGCCUGUGACUGAAGAGAUCUGCGUGAGAAAUAGCGAGGGUGCAAGCUAAGACAGACGGAGAGGAUGGCAGCAAUGGGAGAGAGUCAGGAGGUAAAACCCACAGAAACCAGGGACUGACGGGAAGUAGAUAAGAACAGACUGCAGGAUGGACACUGUUGGGCAGAGUUACACAAACCAGAGAGGAACAUGGGGGGCCAGGGUCGAGUGUCGUGGAGUAUAGGUUUAGACGUUUAUAUUUGAGACAUCCAAAGGAUGAUAGCCAUUUAGAUAUGUGUAUAGCUAGAUUUCCGGUGUGAAAUCUAACUUGAAGAUAAGGAUUCAGGAGUAAUUUCGGUGAUAGCUGAAACCACAGAUUUGAAAGUCACCCAAGGAAAGCUAGGAAUAAGACGGGACCAAAAAUGGAAAACCAAUAUUGAAAGGGAGAAGAGCCCACAAAGGAGACAGGAGAAGCAGGUGAUAUAAGAAACAAGCCAGGAGAGUGGUGCUGGGCAAGGGGAAGGAAGAAAGGAAGGGAACAUAAGGCACUUUGCAUUCCAGGGACAGCAAACUAGAAGCACAUGCUUUCCACAUUAAUGUGAACUUAAUUUCCUUAAAAAAUAAAUACUGGGUUGGAAUUCC
Molecule: messenger RNA, 3367 nt
Organism: Hipposideros armiger (great roundleaf bat)
Lineage: Eukaryota; Metazoa; Chordata; Mammalia; Chiroptera; Hipposideridae
Gene: BBS4
Product: Bardet-Biedl syndrome 4
Exons: 14
Coding region: 1-1545 (514 amino acids)
Biological process (GO): cilium assembly; protein localization to cilium
Cellular component (GO): ciliary basal body
Molecular function (GO): protein binding
Source: RefSeq, a predicted model, not a curated record